This is a messenger RNA of Microplitis mediator, 1231 nucleotides long. RefSeq names its product transmembrane protein 53. The record is from RefSeq and is a predicted model, not a curated record. Bases 198 to 1220 code for a protein of 340 amino acids. The transcript has 5 exons. NCBI's taxonomy places the organism in Eukaryota, Metazoa, Arthropoda, Insecta, Hymenoptera, Braconidae.
UAUACAUUAAAGUGGGGUAAAUUCAGUAGUGACUACUAAAAUUUGAAGGGCAUUUCUUGGCUUUUUCGCUUUAGAUUAGCGUGAAAUGAAGGACACUGUACUUAGACUUAACUAAUAAUUAUUAAGAAUCGUAAUUAAUAAAAAAAAAAAGCAAAAAAGUUGACAGUAAUUCAAUAAGUUUAGAAUAUAUAACAAAAAUGAGCGAUUUAAAUUAUCAUAUUGUAUAUCGUCCGAACGGCAAUGCGGCAAAUAGUGAAAAAAAUGUAUCAAUAAAAGGAGAUAUUUAUGAUAGCGAUAAAAAAAAUAACGAUGAAUUAAAUAAAGAUGACUUUGUAUUCAUUUAUGAUGAUAAUAAGAAGCCUGUUAUUGUAUUACUAGGAUGGGCUGGUUGUCAAGAUAAAUAUUUAGCUAAAUAUAGUGCGAUUUAUGAGGAAAAAAGUUUUAUAACACUGAGAUGUACAGCCCCAGUUGAAUAUUUAUUUCUACGACACGAUAAAUUGCCGAGUAUUGGAAGAAAAUUGUUAAAUAUUAUAAAAGAACGUAACUUAGAUGAACAUCCUAUUAUUUUUCACAUAUUUAGUAAUGGCGGCGCUUAUCUUUAUCAACAUGUUAGUUUAGCUAUGGAUCAAAUAAAUAACAAUAUUAAGGUAAAAGGUGUAAUAUUUGACAGCGCACCUGGUGAACGGAGAAUAACAUCGUUAUUCAAAGCUCUGAGUGCAAUAAUGGGCGGUAAUCCGGUUAUUAAUAUACCAUUUUCAUUUGUUAUUACUGUAUUUUUAUCAAUACUUUGGAUAUGUGAAACAAUAAGUCAUGCACUGGGAUUAUCAAACUUACCAUCACCAUCUAAUCCCUAUACUUUAAUUAAUGAAUCAAAUAAGUGGCCACAACUUUUUCUCUACUCAAAUGCUGAUACGUUGAUACCCGCAGCAGACGUUGAAAAAUUUGCAUAUUAUCGUGCAAAACGUGGAGUCGAAGUCCAACUAGUACUAUUUACAGAUUCACCACAUGUUAAACAUUACGCAGUAUAUCGUGAUGUAUAUAUUGAUAUUGUUUGUAAUUUCAUCAAUGAUUGUUUAACUGAAAAAGUAAAUAAGGAUACUGACAAUGAUAAAGACAAUGAAGAAACUAAAAUAAGUAAUGAUUUUUUAAGUUUUGAGGAAUCAUUUAAUAAAAUAAGUAAACGAGUCAUUUUGCCUAUUACAGCAACGGUAAAUAAGUAAAUAAAUAAAUA